Messenger RNA from Metschnikowia bicuspidata var. bicuspidata NRRL YB-4993, 1968 nucleotides. RefSeq lists its product as uncharacterized. Gene Ontology annotation, cellular component: cytoplasm. The transcript has a single exon. Gene Ontology annotation, biological process: nuclear-transcribed mRNA catabolic process, nonsense-mediated decay. The record is from RefSeq and is a predicted model, not a curated record. The coding region runs from base 1 to 1968 and encodes 655 amino acids. Lineage: Eukaryota; Fungi; Ascomycota; Pichiomycetes; Serinales; Metschnikowiaceae. Gene Ontology annotation, molecular function: RNA helicase activity.
AUGAAUUCCAUAUGUGAGUACCAGAAUCACUUGGCCCAUGUGUUGUAUCUUGAAGAAAAAUCAUGGCUUUCUGAUGAUGCCAUUCACCUUAUAAAAUUGGAUGACUACAUGUUCAAGUGGGAAAAAAGACAUGAGAAUGCAUUCACAUAUGAAGGGUUUCGUGUUAAAAUACCGAUGUCAAGUAGCUUUUUCACAAAGUAUCUCAAGAAAAAGCUGCAAGAACUUGGCAAAACCUCAUUCACCAAAGACCAGGCAUUCUUCUUGAUAUAUGGCAAUGAAGUGCCCUGGUAUGGAUAUGUAAAGAGUAUUUUUAUUCAAAAGAGAAGUUUUUCUGGAGAAGGUGCCACUUUUAAAGUCUUGAAUAUGUUUCUUAGUCCAUACUCAUGGAACAAAAAGAGGCAAUACAAUCAGUUGGCCUCGAAAAUGGUAACACUAUUGCCUGCUUCAAAAGCCACUAGCCGGUCGUUGAAUGCAAUGCACAAUAUCCUGAAUAAUGUGGUGGAAAGCUUGCUUUUGAACAAAAAUAUUGAGUUCGAAAGUUCGCAAAUACUCUCAGGUGAGUUACUGAAUGUCAAACUCAAUGAGUCUCAGAGAUCAGCGGUCCGUUAUGCAAUGGCUAAUCCGAUUACAAUCAUUGAAAGUCCAUCCGGCACCGGAUCGACCUAUGUGAUUGCUGAGAUGGUUUCCCAAUUUUUGCGAAGAGACGUAUUCCCAAUUCUUGUGAUAUCUGAGUCAAAUGCUAAAUUGGAUCAAAUUGCCAAUUUGUUACUCCCUGAGCUCGAACUGACUAUUUUGAGAGUAGUACCCGGGAGCCGAGAAGCAGAGUACAGUAGGUCUGAAACAAUUGGUCCAAUUUGCUUGCAUCAUAAGUCUUAUGAAGCCAUGCUGCCAAACGUACAACUGCUUUUGGACAAAUUGAGCGAUCGGUCAGCGCUGGUCAGUCACAAGGAGUACACUUGGAUCUUGAAAGCUCGCAAUCCAGUCUCAGAAAACAUAGUCAAGCAAAGUAGGGUCUUUCUCACCACAUCAGUUAUGGCAGGCAGCUCUCAGCUCCGAGUAAUACCUAAGGUGCCAGUGGUCAUUAUAAACGAGGUCAGCCAAUGCCGUGAGUCAUUGAGUUUGAUCCCUUUAUCAUUUCCCGGUAUCGCCAAAAUUAUACUUAUUGGUGAUAAAAAUAAAUUGACAGGGAAGAAAGUGACGUCUGGUCUAGCCGCCUCUUUGUUUGAAAAAGUGAUUGCAAACGGGAUGUACAAACCUCAUCAUUUGCUAGAUACACAAUACCGCAUGAGUCCAGGAAUAAGUAAAUUUCUGACGAAGCUUUUCUGUCCCCUCCUUCAGAACGGAAUCAAUGAAAGAGGUCGUACUAUAAAAGACUGCUUAUCUAGACCAGUUGUAUUUUGGGACACUAACAGUCAGAUCCUGCCUUGUUUUUCUAGUCAAGCCGAGGGUAAUCUGAAUCUUUCUUUUUUUAAUGAAGGCGAGGUUGGUCUCGUUCGGAAAGUCUUAGUCCAAUUGAUAUACGAAAAAAGCAUCCCCAGAGCAAAAAUUGGAGUGCUUUCUCCAUAUAACUACCAGCUGUGCUUGAUAGCCUCCGCACUUGCCGAAGAUCCUCAAAUUAACCCGAAUGCAGAGAAAGUCACGACCGAGUACGAUUUUGACAAACUCAAUUGGGCAAGCUCGCUCCCUAUUCUCACAUUAUCGGAGAUUGUCAUCUCAACCAUCGACGCAUUCGCAAGCAGAAACAAGGAUUAUAUCGUUAUUUCUUGUGUCGAUUCAACUGAAGACGGCAUAAUGAGAAAUUGGGGAGAUGAAAGGCAAUGUUAUGUCGCAUUUACGAGAGCAAAUGUUGGACUCAUCAUCAUUGGUAACGAGUCAUGCUUGAGUUCAGGGAGUAAUAUUUGGAAGAAGUACCUCGAGCUCUUGCAAACGAAAGAUUCAGUUGAACGAAACGACGUCCUUUGUUUGUGA